Messenger RNA from Conger conger (European conger), 1803 nucleotides. It is a transcript of the gene wdr74, whose product is annotated as WD repeat domain 74. The coding region runs from base 107 to 1240 and encodes 377 amino acids. The record is from RefSeq and is a predicted model, not a curated record. The transcript is spliced from 10 exons. Gene Ontology annotation, biological process: ribosomal large subunit biogenesis. Gene Ontology annotation, cellular component: nucleolus; preribosome, large subunit precursor. Gene Ontology annotation, molecular function: protein binding. Lineage: Eukaryota; Metazoa; Chordata; Actinopteri; Anguilliformes; Congridae.
AAUUGUGGCCAGCAACAUUUGCCAACUUCACGGAGCUCACUUAUUUGGGUCUCAAACGUAGAAUUUUGGACACGAUUCUGUGAUUUUACAGAGAAUAGGAUUUGUAAUGACAGGCAAAAGCCAAAUAUGUUCAAUAUGGGUCGGUUCGGAAACUGGAAUAUUAAAAGGAGUGAGUCUUGCAAAGAAGCAAGCUUUCAAUUUUUGUGAAUUGAAUAGCCUAAGUCGGGAUCAGGAAGUCUGUAUGCUGUGUUGGGGAGAUGCACAAGAAACCGAGGUGUUAGUUGGCUGUGCGAAUGGAGCCGUGAAGACUUUCAGCACAGAGAAGGGCAUCUUCACUGAGAGCAGGCAGUGUGGGGACGGCACGCAGGGCAAGUUCACUGGACUUGCUGUCACAGACAGUUCCUUGGUUACUUGUGUGGAGUCUGGGCUCGUGAAGAUCUGGAAGGAGGGGAGCACUGAUACAGUGGAAAUCAAUGCAGGAAGCAGUGUGUGUCGGAUGCGUCAGAACACAGCUCAGCGCCACCAUAUGGCUACCGGAGGAAAAGAGAAUCCACUUAAAGUCUGGGAUCUGGAAAGGCCUGACACCCCAAUUUUCAGUGCCAAGAAUGUCCGGAAUGACUGGCUCGACCUGCGCGUGCCGGAGUGGGUGAGAGACAUGGCCUUCAUUCCCGACUCAGAGAAGAUUGUCACCUGCACUGGACACCACCAGGUGCGAGUGUACGACCCUUCUUCCCCUCAGAGGAGACCUGUUCUGGAGGCACAGUUUGGGGAGUACCCCCUCACUGCCCUAUCCCUGCCUUCCACCCCCGGCUCUGUUGUCGUGGCCAACACGCAUGGUCAGGUGGCCAUCUUAGACCUGCGUAAAGGUCUGGUGCGCGGCUGUCUGAAGGGGCUGGCGGGCGCGGUGCGGGGGCUGCAGUGCCACCCGUCUCUGCCCCUGGUGGCCUCGUGCGGCCUGGAUCGAUUCCUGAGGGUACACAGCCUGGAGGACCGCAGCUUACAGCACAAGGUUUAUCUAAAGUCAAGGCUAAACUGCGUGCUUCUGUCCAACCGAGACCUUGAGGCCUGCCCUCCUGCAGACGGAGAGCAGGAGGUGAAAGAAGAAGACGGAGCGGGUGACGAAGUGUGGGACACCAUGGAAAAGGUGUCAGAAAAAACAAAAAAACGGAGAAUAGAGGAAAAGGCUGACAGUGCUCCAAAAAAGACAAGCACAAAGAGGAAAAAACCUGUGAAGAAAUAAAAACAAGGGGUGUCUGCUCGAAAUAAUGAUAUUGUGACUUAUGAAGAAGAGGAAAUCAUUUUCUGGCAGCAAGUCCUGAGCUUUGUUGCCUGGCUAAGCUUGUACCCUGACCAUUGGGUAGCAAAUAGUGGAUGAUGGACUGAUGAUGAUUUUAUAUAUACAUGUGCGUGUGUGCAUACCCAUGGUAUUGGUGUGACUCCUCAAAGAUAUGUUAGCUUUUAUAUUUCAUAUCAAAUGUAUAUGCACGUUCUAGGAGUGGACACGUGAGGGAUGUGCACGAUAAUGUAAACUGCCACAAAUGUCAGCAAUGAUCAUUUACCAGUUCCAAAAAUAGUAAAAAGCACCAUUGUUUUAAUGGAAGCAAUUUUAUUACUGUCUGGGAGGGUAGAGGAUGGUUGUUAUUAGGGUGGGGCCUACUGUCAAUGAACCACCAAGGUCAUUAUAUAUGGUCAAUUAAUGGCUUUUCGAGUAAUAUCACGGUCAAAGUGGACAUGAUCAAUCCUAGUGUAUACUAAUUGGCUGUUAGCAUUGUUACAUUCAUCCAAUAAAAUAUUCUAAAGUAA